Messenger RNA from Bemisia tabaci, 2241 nucleotides. RefSeq lists its product as uncharacterized. Gene Ontology annotation, cellular component: nucleus. The record is from RefSeq and is a predicted model, not a curated record. Gene Ontology annotation, biological process: regulation of gene expression. Lineage: Eukaryota; Metazoa; Arthropoda; Insecta; Hemiptera; Aleyrodidae.
CCGAACCAGGCGAAGAGAAUUAUAUUCCGGUCGAACACUUGUAUACCAGUAUUGACAUCAAAAGUGAAUCGCCGUUGCAAUCAUUCGAAGGUCAAUAUGUCAUAAACGGCGAGAAUGAAGCACGAACAAUUGGAAAGGGAUUAGACCAGGCUGUCAUAGAGGGGUGCAAGAAUUAUUAGUGACCGCUCAACUUCUAUCCCUCUCAUCGUGGAGUUACGGAAAGAGUCAUGGAGUCAAGUUUGUUUUUUAAUUCAGCUUUAAUCUUUUUGGGUUUAUGACAUCAGGUCGUUGCUUCGUAGUAAAAAAAUCAUUGCUCUAGUUAAAACUAAAAUUCGAAAGCUGAGUCUAGUCGUCGCCGCAUGACGAACCCGUAUCUUGAAGGACGGGAUUCAAAAAGGAGUUCCCCUGGGAAUAAAGGAAGAACAGUGGGAGAAUGGCUAGCCACCCACCAACAAAUAAUGAUGUGAGCACAGAACCUCCCAAGUGCGUGACGGCUUAUGCAGAGGAGAAAAAUACUACAAGAAGAGAACAUGGAGUUAGCUUUACCAGUACAAGUGCACCAGAUGAAAUGCACAUCAAAGAGGAAUUUUUUGUUGUUGACAUUAAGGAAGAAAAUGGAGAAGAAGAAGAGGCCGCAGACGAAGAAUUUAAAGGUAAUACUAACGAUACUGUUGAAAUAACGCCUACUUUCAUUAAAGAUGAAUACACGGUGAAAGGCAUAAAAGCAGAGGUGGAAUCUUCGUCGGACGAUCCAGUACUCACCGAUGGUACAUCGAUUGUCACUGAAGGUAGCGUUUUCGUGGAUGUUGGUGCUAUUUGCAAGGAAGAAGAUUUCGGAGUAGCAAUUGAAGAAGUACAGAUGCAAGACCCGGAGAAAACUUCGCCCUCAGUCGAAGAAAGCAUCGACUCCGAAAGAAACAAUAGACGAGGUCGUGCACUGAAACAUGUCCAAUGCAGCAGCUGCUCCGAGCCCGUUGAAAGGCUUCCCCAGGGAGGCUCUUCUGAGCAUCAUUCGAAUAAAAAACACUUCCCUUGCUCGCACUGUCCUGCCACGUUCAAUCUCCAAUGUCAUCUCAAGAACCACCUAUUGGUGAAGCACUCGGACGAUAGGCCUUUCGGAUGCCCGAAAUGCGCCGGCGCGUUCAAAUACAAGCACGUCCUCAAGGAACACAUGUUCAGGAAGCACUCCAUUGCGAGGCCGUUCUCGUGUGGGAAGUGUCCCGCGUCCUUCAAGCUCAAGAACGAUCUGAAUGUCCACACAUCCGUGAGACAUUCGAACGAGGUGUCCAUCUCUUGCGAAACCUGUUCGGCCGUGUUCAACGACGAGGUGAAUUUCCAACGACACGUUCUCCUCAAACACUCGGACGAAGGGCACGUUUGCAAGGUUUGCAAAGUGUCUUUCAGCACGCAGAAAUCUUUAAGCAAGCACAUGAAUGCCCGGCACUCGAGAGCGAAACCUUUCUCGUGCGCCGACUGUCCGGCCAAGUUCAAAUGCGCGAGCGACCUCAAAUCACACCGCGCGGUGAAACACUCGGACGAAACUCCGUUCACCUGUCCGCAGUGUCCCGCCUCGUUCAAGUUCAAACGGUACAUGGAUUACCACAUCCUCGCCAAACACUCGGGCGAGAAGCCUUUCCCGUGCGCGCUGUGCGACAAGGCGUUCUCCCGGAAGAAAGCGCUGAACCGGCAUUUGAUCGUGAAACAUUCGAAAUCCGACGAGCGGCCGGCUUUCGCGUGCUCUUCGUGCGAUUUCACCUGCUCCUUGAAGCAGAACCUCAAGCUCCACUUCGCGACGAAACACUCGGACGAAAGACCGUUCGCCUGCACCAAAUGCGACGCCGCCUUCAAGCUCAGGAGUCACCUGAACAGGCACCUUCUCACCAAUCACACGCUCGAGCGGCCGUUCUCGUGCGGGCAGUGUCCUGCCAAGUUCAAGAUCAAGGAGGCCUUGACCGGCCACGUCUACAGGAAACACCCGGAUGGGGAACCCUUCUCUUGCGCUCUUUGCUCUGCUCUGUUCACAACGAAGAAAUUGAUCAAGGAACACAUGACCGUUCACUCGGAGAAGGAAUCGCAGCGUUGAGAAUAUACAUCGUAAAAGAGUAGCAAUGUAUUUGACAUGAUUGCCGGCGGUCUGGAAAACCGGGAAAGUUAGAGUCCCUUUAUACUGCGAGUUAAGACAAUGUGAAUCCAUUUCUGAUUGGUUACCGUAUUUUCGGUAUCCACAGUGUCACAAACGGG